Funneliformis geosporum is the source of this 192-nucleotide messenger RNA. The record is from the annotation of a GenBank genome assembly. NCBI's taxonomy places the organism in Eukaryota, Fungi, Glomeromycota, Glomeromycetes, Glomerales, Glomeraceae.
AUGGUUUACGACAAAAGGUACAGAUGUCAAAAAUAUUGUCGAUGUGAACAUUCGAUAUCCAAAAGGCAAGGAUAUUGUCAUAAGGAUUUUCAUAGUGGAAAUAUCUUACAAGAUGAACAACAUUCUUAUAUUUCAGAUUUUGGAUUAACAGGACCAGCAGAUAAGCAAAAUUCGAAUGACAAAAUAUAUGGA